UCCAAUUGAAGUAAUCGGAAGCAGUUGUUAGAAAAUUCGUAGUUUUUUACAAAUUGAAAAUUUUCUACACAAGACAAAAUGGAGGCAUCGUUUAUGGUUGCCCUGUUCCUUUCGUUAUUUUUCCACUGCACAGGACUGGUCCCGAGUCCCGUGGAAGCAAGACCGGAUUCGCUUCUCUUCUUACUUAUCGCCAUAAUCUUUCUGCAUAAAUUGAAGAUGAAGUACGGGCCAAUUCUUCCAGAAACCAUAACGGGAGCAAUCCUCGAGGUUCCGGUCCUAUGUUUGGCUCUCCAGGUGGCUUUGCUAGUCCUUUGGGGGCCCAUGUUUUAUAUCCUGCAAUGGUUGGUGGAUUCUGCCAGCAGAAAUCUGAGAUAUUGUCUGAAUGAGCAACUCUCCUUGAUGAUCAGCGAUAUGCAGAAGUUCUUUGGCUGCAAGGAAGACUGCGUCACACCCAGUGUCCUUUCAUUUAUAGCCGAGGAAGAGACCAAGAUGUUAAAACGGGACAUAAGAAAGUGGAAAAAAACCCACAAGAAGUGAAGUAUUGAAAUAGGACAACCAUUUUGUCAAAUAAGCAAUUAUAAUUAAUAACUUGUCAAAUUGAAUAUUUGCAAUCUGAAAUGAAUUGUUCGCCAUUUUUUCGCAUCGCUUUCUACGCUGUCUUCCUUAAGAAAAGCUCUGCUCCAUUAAACGUUUAUUGCAAUCACUCAA
Messenger RNA from Drosophila melanogaster (fruit fly), 708 nucleotides. RefSeq lists its product as uncharacterized. The transcript is spliced from 2 exons. The coding region runs from base 79 to 537 and encodes 152 amino acids. NCBI's taxonomy places the organism in Eukaryota, Metazoa, Arthropoda, Insecta, Diptera, Drosophilidae. The record is from RefSeq and is marked reviewed.